AUGACCGCUUCCGCCAACUUGUACCGAUGCAGAGAGAUCGGGGACCUAUUGAGAUUCAAAGGAUGCGCUAAUUCCAGUCCUCUCAACUUCGUUCACGAGUGCCAUGCUUGUAAAGCGUACAAGACCGCAAACCACAGAUUGCUACUGCCCAAGUUGUUGAUCGUCAGCAUUUCUUUCUUUCAAGUCGACAACGCCUGGCCUAAAAAGCCUUUUGACCUCUCACAUACAUCGAUCGUCAUCGGUUUGCGCCCACCUAUCCGGCUCUUCGGCUAUCCUCUGCCAAUCGCUCAGCGCUCAGAGCCUCUCGGUUACCCCAAUCCCGACGCCCUAUUCGUCGUUAUGUACAUGCUCGUCGCCGCCACGGGCUGCCGCAACGACACACAUACGGAUCGCUCAUUGGGGUCUUGUUCCUCGUCUCUUCUCGCGUGGACACCGACUUCUAUGGACGAUGGGGGGCGUUGGGCGUGGCUAUUGCACAUAGGUCUAGAAGCGCUUCGACUCCGUUGCACAGCAUGUUGGCUAUUCUCCGAAAGCGAAAUGCAGGGUGCUUGGCGACUCCGCACAUCCUCCGCAUUAGCAUGA
Molecule: messenger RNA, 582 nt
Organism: Laccaria bicolor S238N-H82
Lineage: Eukaryota; Fungi; Basidiomycota; Agaricomycetes; Agaricales; Hydnangiaceae
Exons: 8
Coding region: 1-582 (193 amino acids)
Source: RefSeq, a predicted model, not a curated record